AUGGAUCAAUUGAUGGUGGAAAACUUGGCAUCUGGCACGGGUGAGGGAGCAGUAGCCCCUCAUCCUCCGCGGCGGCCAAGGGUGAGGGAGGUGAGCUCUAGGUUCAUGUCUCCUGUGGCCAGUGAUCCCUUCCCCACCAGAUCACCUCUUCCCAGACAUCAAAAUCAACAGGGUGUCUCAACUCCAAGCCAGCGGUCACGGAGGCACCUGGACUUGGAGCCCUUCCGCUGCUCCGACGAGAACAGGCCCACCCGCGCCGAGUCUCCUCUCCCACCGGAUCAGCAGGCAAGGAAACAGCGUCCUGUCAAUGCCAAUGCCAAGCCUUUGAAAGAGAACGGAGGAGGCUCAAGACCCGACACGCCCAUGGUGACUGCUAGUCUCGAUAGGACUCCGUCAAGACCCAGACUCAUUCAGCAACGGGUCAGUGCCACUGCAGCUGCUAAGCUCUUGAAAACUACCACCAGCGAGGCCAAUAUCCAGGAAGCCACCUCCAGGUGUCUUUCUGACAUCCGCUCCUCUAUGCCCGAAUCCAAUAUGUUGCCAACUGUUUCCAGUAGACAGACGAGUGAAAAAAGUUGUAACAAUGGCGGUGGUUUUUCAAAAAUUUCUGCUUCUCCUUGUUCCCGUUCUCUCAACUUGCCACUGUCAAGCUCCGAGCACUUACACUUCCAGUCCGUCAAAGGCAGUGAAAAAUUAGCAUCUGCUUUGUCCAAGCCAUGUACAAAUGCAGUGAAUACGGGCGGCCUCUGUCUGCCCCCAGUCCCACCAUGUGCUACUGCGAAGCCAGCUUCAGAAUUUAGGAAAGGAAAGAAGGAAGAUGUUCAUUCCUUGAGAUUGCUUCAUAACCGCUAUUUGCAGUGGAGAUAUGCCAAUGCAACAGCAGAGGCUUCCUUGCGAGCUCAGCAGAGAGAGACUGAGAGAACGCUUUAUUCUCUUGCAUUACAGAUAACAGAACUAUAUGAUUCUGUGAAGAGAAAACGGAUAGAACUUGGCGUUUUGCAAAGAACAAAGAAUUUAUCGACAAUUCUUGAAGCGCAAAUUCCAUAUUUGGAUCAGUGGUUUUCUCUUAAAGAGGACUAUUUAAUUUCUCUGGCAGAAGCAACACAAGCUUUGUUGAACACAUCACUUCGGCUUCCAAUCAGUGCCAAUGUUAAGGCUAAUAAACAAGAGGUAGAAGAGGCACUGAACUCAGCAAUGGAAGUCAUUGAGAAAAUAGUUUUCCAUGUUCAGCAAUCUAUGCCAAAGGCAGAGGAAACAGACCAUUUAAUUUCAGAACUAGCAAGAGUGGCUGGUGGAGAAAGAACUCUCGUUGAAGUAAGUGGAAAUUUGUUGUCCAAGACAUAUACGACACAGGUGGAAGAGUGUAGCUUAAGGGGUCAUAUAAUCCAGUUGAAACAACAUAUCUGA
Molecule: messenger RNA, 1407 nt
Organism: Fragaria vesca subsp. vesca
Lineage: Eukaryota; Viridiplantae; Streptophyta; Magnoliopsida; Rosales; Rosaceae
Exons: 6
Coding region: 1-1407 (468 amino acids)
Biological process (GO): spindle assembly; centrosome cycle
Cellular component (GO): cytoplasm; centrosome; nuclear microtubule
Molecular function (GO): microtubule binding
Source: RefSeq, a predicted model, not a curated record